AUGACACAAGGAAAGGGCCGAUCUGUCCAUCGUCCCUACUACUCGACUUCUGCAAAGGAUCCAAAUGCGAUGGAUGUUGAUCGUAUCAACAUCUCGUGCUUGUCCCCGGAUGAGCGACUGAAGAGAAUGAAAGAAGGAUUAUGUUUUUUAUGCGGACAGAAGGGCCAUAUAGCCAAUGACAGACAAUUUCACUCCCAAUUUGGAGGUUUCACCCAUGCUAGAACGAUACAGCCCGGGUUGGACACAGACACGAUCACGUGGAUCAAGAAGAUGCGAGAAGAUCUCGCACAGAAGAAGGAGAUACCGAAGGAAGGAACCAGAGAGGAACAGAUCGCCUAUGUGCGAAAUGUCUUCAACGACAUGACUGAUGAAGAAUGA
This is a messenger RNA of Sparassis crispa, 378 nucleotides long. RefSeq lists its product as hypothetical. Lineage: Eukaryota; Fungi; Basidiomycota; Agaricomycetes; Polyporales; Sparassidaceae. The transcript has a single exon. Gene Ontology annotation, molecular function: zinc ion binding; nucleic acid binding. The coding region runs from base 1 to 378 and encodes 125 amino acids. The record is from RefSeq and is a predicted model, not a curated record.